AUGUGUGGGCGGAUAUUAAUUCUAUCGCUAAUAGUGUAUCUACAGCAGGCUCACGCCACUACCGAAGGAUUUUAUGCCGAAAGAGGCAUGUAUGGUUUUGUGGCGGCUAUAACCGAACAAGGCAAAUUUAUCUGUGGCGGUACAAUUGUCUCGAAAUAUUUUAUUAUUAGUGCGGCUCAUUGUUUUAAGCGCGGUAGCAAUCACACUCAUAUUAAAGCUAUAGUUGGUACGCAUGACUUGAGCCAGGCGACAAGUGAACAUAUAAAAAAUGUUACAAACGUUGUUAUACAUCCACGUUUUUCUGUCAUUAACAUGGAUUUCGAUAUUGCUGUGGUGAGGCUAGAGGACCCUCUUCUCUUGGAGCAGGAAAAUCUACAAAGAAUAAACUUGGCAGAAAAUUUCGAUGCUUAUUAUGAUGAUGAUGCUGUAGCCUUGGGAUGGGGUCAUGGAGGCGAGCGCGACACUCAGCCACCUAGUCGAUUACGUUAUGUCCCGGUGUAUGUGUGGAAUCGUAGAACUUGCAAUUCCAAACACAUAUGGGGCGAGCAUGCUCAUUAUAUCUAUGGACCUUUGGUCAGCGAACGGAUGUUGUGUGCUAGUGUACCGGAUGGUGGAUCGGGUACAUGUGACAAUGAUGAUGGCGCUGCUUUGGUGGCGGAAGAGGAAUUUCUGGGCAUAAUGUCAUGGCGUUUUGAUUGUCAUUCCAUACACAAACCGUCGGUGUAUACAAGUAUACCAUUGCUGCGUACUUGGAUAAUAAGAGUUUUGGGCAAUUUUCCACAUUGA
Calliphora vicina (urban bluebottle blowfly) is the source of this 786-nucleotide messenger RNA. RefSeq names its product transmembrane protease serine 9-like. NCBI's taxonomy places the organism in Eukaryota, Metazoa, Arthropoda, Insecta, Diptera, Calliphoridae. The transcript has a single exon. The record is from RefSeq and is a predicted model, not a curated record. The coding region runs from base 1 to 786 and encodes 261 amino acids. Gene Ontology annotation, molecular function: serine-type endopeptidase activity. Gene Ontology annotation, biological process: proteolysis.